UAAUCAAGCUUCAAGUCCUAACUGUCGCGUGAAAACCGGUUAGAGUCCGCGUCGGCCGGACCAAGAAGUCUCGGGACACGGUACAUAUACCCAGAGCUUUACCGGUACCCCAGCCUCUCGCUUUACCGCUAUGGAACGUGUCCGACAGCUUGCUUCCCAUCUCUACACGCCUCAAGGUUCUGAAGCUCUGCAUCGUAAGAGCCCGGACGAUGUAGUUAUCACCCUUGCGGUCCGCUCGCCGCUGUGCAAGGCAAGGAAGGGGGGCUUCAAGGAUGCCAGGUCUGUCAUUCCGCUCUUGAAUAUCCCGCAUUUCAACGGCAUACAGCAAGUCAUUUCGCAAUCCAAAAUCGACCCGGCUUUGGUCGGCGACAUCUGUGUCGGAACUGCGUAUCAUGCUCGAGCUGCAUCUCUGGCUGCCGGUUUUCCAGAGUCUGUUCCCGUUCAAUGCAUCAACCGGUUCUGCUCAAGUGGGCUCAUGGCCGUUACAACCAUUGCAAAUCAAAUCCGAAGUGGGCAGAUUGAAGUUGGUCUAGCGGUCGGAGUGGAGAGCAUGUCUGAGAACCCUGACAAAGGAGGACCACAGCAAAGUGAACUCAUUUCCGAGAAUGCCGCCUCUCGUGAUUGUUCCAAACCUAUGGGCUGGACAAGUGAAAACGUAGCUGAGGAAUUCGUCGUCACACGUGAAGAGCAAGACCAGUUUGCAGCCCUUUCGUUCCAACGAGCGGAGCAUGCUCAAAAAUCUGGAUACUUUGACAAAGAAAUAGUUCCCUUCACCGUAUAUCAAAAGGACCCGAAAAUCGGCGAACGCACGCCUGUUUUCAUAACUAAGGAUGAUGGUAUCAGACCCGGGACUACGACAGACAAGCUAGCUAAAAUCAAAAGUGCGUUUCCUCAAUGGGGCAAGGCGACAACAACGGGAGGAAACGCCAGUCAGAUAACGGACGGUGCUGCAGCCGUGCUAAUGAUGACCAGAAAGAAAGCAGAAGAAUUGGGGUACACGAUUUUGGGCAAACAUGUUACGACCGCCGUCGCUGGGCUCCCUCCGCGUAUCAUGGGAAUUGGGCCCAUCUAUGCUAUCCCAAUGGCCUUGAAGAGCUGUGGGAUUACUCAGGACGAUGUCGAUCUCUAUGAGAUCAACGAGGCUUUUGCUUCUCAAUGUGUUUACGUCCUGCGAGCGUUAGGACUUUCAAGGUAUGUUGCUACUGGAUUGAACGAGCUCCAACGUAGGCAAGGAAAGAUUCUCGUUACGUCGAUGUGCAUUGGAACAGGAAUGGGUGCUGCAGGUGUAUUCGUACGUGACUGAUAAACAAUGAAAGCAGCAGUAUAGUUGUAUUUUUAUGCGAAACUGUAUAAUAAUAGCUCGCAAUGUACUAUUCAUAGUACGGUGUGAAACUUUUUGUG
Messenger RNA from Desarmillaria tabescens, 1401 nucleotides. Its product is annotated as Thiolase, N-terminal domain-containing protein. The transcript is spliced from 7 exons. The coding region runs from base 131 to 1303 and encodes 390 amino acids. The record is from RefSeq and is a predicted model, not a curated record. Gene Ontology annotation, biological process: phenylacetate catabolic process; fatty acid beta-oxidation. Lineage: Eukaryota; Fungi; Basidiomycota; Agaricomycetes; Agaricales; Physalacriaceae. Gene Ontology annotation, cellular component: peroxisome. Gene Ontology annotation, molecular function: acetyl-CoA C-acyltransferase activity.